Messenger RNA from Pristis pectinata (smalltooth sawfish), 10602 nucleotides. RefSeq names its product zinc finger and BTB domain containing 10 (gene zbtb10). The coding region runs from base 555 to 2915 and encodes 786 amino acids. The record is from RefSeq and is a predicted model, not a curated record. Gene Ontology annotation, biological process: regulation of transcription by RNA polymerase II. Gene Ontology annotation, molecular function: protein binding; DNA-binding transcription factor activity, RNA polymerase II-specific; RNA polymerase II cis-regulatory region sequence-specific DNA binding. The transcript has 5 exons. Lineage: Eukaryota; Metazoa; Chordata; Chondrichthyes; Rhinopristiformes; Pristidae.
UGGGCGUCCGCUGCGUGUCUCGCGGACUCAGACCGCUGCGACCUGGCGCCGGCGCGCGCGGACCCACGAAGCCAGCGGGCGAGGGAGCUGAGGGCGCGCGGCCGCUCGCGGACCCACCGGGCGAGGGAGCUGAGGGCGCGCGCGGCCGCUCGCGGACCCACCGGGCGAGGGAGCUGAGGGCGCGCGCGGCCGCUCGCGGACCGACCGGCCGAGGGAGCUGAGGGCGCGCGCGGCCGCUCGCGGACCGACCGAGCGGGCGGAGCGAGGGAGCUGUGGGCGCGCGGCCGCUGGCGGCGGGACAACAACAGGCGAGUGAACGGACGCUGGGCAAACGGUGUGGCCGUCGGCUCCACUUGGCGCCCGGGGCCCCGCAAGCACAAGCGGGAAGGGGGUUGAAGGAAAAAAAGAGGGAGGGAGACCCGCUCGCAACUUUUCGAAUUAAUCUGACGCUCGGAGAAGCGAAAGAAAAGGGGAAUCGCGGGAAGCGGAAAAAAAGCCUCCCCCCCCCACCCCGAAUCGGAUCGGCGCCACAUAUACACACACACACACACACAAUGUCCGGCGAAAGGAACAGGCGCUCGCUGGCUUUCCGAACCGGGGGAGCGGGAGCGGCGGCCGUCGCCGCCGCCAACGCAGUGAAGAUCGAACCCGAUCUCGACACCCACAACAACACAGAGGCCUCCAAUGGGGCCUUGGCCCGGAGUAGUCCGAGUAAGCCGGCUGCUCUCCUUGCGGUGGACGGCGGAGACGGAGCCAAGGUGGAGGCCGCUCAGGAUCAGGAGGAGGACUGGGUGGAGACGGUGGUGGUGGACGAUGUGUACCCGGAGCAAGAAGAAGUAUCGGUGCGAGUGGUGGACGGCGGCUCCAUUAGCAGCAACGAAUCGGAGGAGGAUGCGGCGGCGGCGGCGUCGACCACGGUCGAGGAGGAGACGAACGGACCCAGGAGCGAAGAGCGGGCCGUGACCCCCGGGGAUGGAGCCGUAGUCAGAGUCGGACGAGAAGAGGAGGAGGAGGAGGAGGAGGAUGAAGAAACAAGCGGUUGCAGCCGGCGAGGAGCCGGCUUAACCCUGUUGGGGAGGCCCCAGUCCUUCUUGCUACCGCAGCAGCGCACUUUCCAGAGGUCGUGGCUGCAGGAGUUCCCGUGGCUUCAGUACGAGCAGGAGACAGGCCUCAUGUAUUGCUCCUGGUGCCUUCGGGCAAACAGCGGCGUGGGGAGCAGUAAUAACCGCAACAAGUUCGUGAAAGGCAGCCGCAAUUACAGGAGGACCACGUUACUGCGGCACCACCUCUACGCCGAGCACCGGGAAAACGACCCGGCGGCGGUGGCUGCAGUUGCCUGCAUGGAGGAGUCUGCAAUUACAUCUAGAUCAACAGAUGGGUUGUACAGUGAAUACAAAAGUGAUCGAAAUGAAAUUUCCUAUUGCUAUCAACUGCUUCAAGAAUUGAAUGAACAGCGGCAGCAAGGAAUUCUGUGUGAUGUCAACAUUGUGGUGAAGGGUCAGGUUUUCAAAGCCCAUAAGAACAUAUUAGUUGCAGGUAGCCGUUACUUUAAGACACUCUAUUGCUAUACUCCGAAUGAGAGUUGUGACCAAGUUACAGUAACUCACCUCGAUGUUGUUGCUGUACAAGGUUUCACAGUCAUUCUUGAUUUCAUGUACUCUGGUCAUUUGGUUUUAACCAGCCAAAAUGUCAUUGAAGUUAUGUCUGUAGCAAGCUAUCUGCAAAUGACUGACAUUGUUCAGGCUUGCCGUGGUUUUAUUAAGGAAGCCCUAAACAUCAGUACAAAAUCUAAUGCAGCAGAUAAAAUAAUAGUGCAGUAUGAGAAAGUAAAAACAUCCAACCCCUCCCAUCGAGACAAUACAGUAGCUAUGUUAAAACACGAGCCUAGCAGUCCUUGGGUGGUCAAAUCUACAAGUACAGUGAAUAAUUGUGCCACAGGAGGCCUGCAUGAAGAAAGACCAAAGUAUGAAAUGGAGGGCUAUGGUUUAGAUGUGGGUUCAGUAAUGCACCAGGAUGACAGCUACCAGCUUAAUGAUGCAACCUGGAGUCAAGAAAAUUUUGCAGAUUAUAGUGGAAAAGAUCUGCAGAUGGGGCUACCUCAAGAUCAAAGUCCUGCUUUUUCUUGGGGAAGUUUGGGAAAAUUAAUGUUGCAACAAGCAGUACCACGAAGUGGACGAAGGAAAAACCACAUUACCAGGAGAAUCGUAUACAAUGUUGCACCAAAAGUUGAAGAUGGAGCUGGAGAAAACUUAAUGAUGCAACCUCCCAUGGCAUUCUCCGAGGAUGGAUUACAGGAAAUUCCUGUUGACCCCUUCUCAGCUGGAACCUCGGAUCAAUUCAGAUUUGGACUGUUACAAGAAGCGCAAAAUAGAGAAACAUGGCUAAAUGGUGAUGCUUCAAUUGGUAGCCAGAAUAAAUUCAAAUGUCCACAUUGUAAUUACAUUGCCAAGUAUCGACGCACAUUGAAGAGGCAUCAGCUAAUACAUACUGGUGUGCGGUCCUUUGCUUGUGACAUCUGUGGAAAGUUGUUCACCCGAAGAGAACAUGUUAAGAGACAUUCCUUGGUACAUAAGAAGGAUAAAAAGUACAAAUGUAUGGUUUGCAAAAAGUUCUUCACUCUAGCAGCCAGUGUUGGAAUUAGGCACGGAUCUCGAAGAUAUGGCGUAUGUUUGGAUUGUUCUGGAGGUGAUAGACAGCCAAAAGGUGACCAUGAUGGUAUGGACCUGAUGGUUGAUCCAGAAUUUUUUAAGGAGCAGCAAGAAGAACAGGAUGAGCCAGGUGGAUUGGAGCAGGAAGAAAAUGAGAGAAUGGUUGGUGAAGACAUACCAGAUGAAGAAGGAGCAGGGGAUAUCGAUAGAGAGCAAUGGGAAGAUGCUGGGGCUAGUGAGACAUAUGUCAUUUUAGACAAUGACUAGCUGGUACUUAAGCCCUUAUGUUAUAAAACUGGGAAGUGUAAUUAUGUUUGUUCACUGUAUUGGCAAACCCUAUGAAUUUUAUUUGAAUUGCAAUGAUUAUGGAUUGGCAAAAAACACUAAAUUUUUCAUAUUUUGCUGGUAGCUGUAACUAUUGGAUAAUUGAUAUUUUAAUGAUUGUAGUUGGUGGUUUCACCACAGUAAUGAUGGAAGCGUCUUGGAGUCAGUGAUGGGCAAUUCCUUAUAACAACUGAAACUGAUAUUACCAUGUUCUUUUCCCACAAAUCUAUCUAAACAAAAAAGUAUUAGGCAAAAAUGUAGUUGUGUGUGACCUGAAGUGUCAAGAUCAUGCAGAGACUGUCUCACUGAUUGGUAUACAAAAGAAAAUAACACAGAAUCUCUUGUAAUAGGAGAAAGUUGUCAGACUCAAACAAAGCUAUCAUUUCUGCAAUGGUGAACCCCUGGGUUUACCUAUCUUUUUAGUGUAUUGCUUCUUUCAAAACAAAACAUCCACUUGUUCCUUGAAACCAUAUGUGUUGUUUACUUCACUAGCUUCCUGUUGUUUACUUCACUAGCUUCCUGAUGAUUAAUCCACAAUUAGCAUUACAUUUUAGGUGAAGCAGUUCUGCAAACUAUUUUGUUAAUUCCUCUCAUUCUUAAAUUGUCCCUUGUAUUCCUUCGCCUCAGUGUUUGCCUGAAUUAGUUGAUUGGGUUUAGUCUUGACAAUGCCAUCUUGGGCCGUCUUAAACUCGCUUUUUUAUCCAAAGAAAAUUAUUUGUAUUUCUUUAGCCUUUCUUUAUAACUCAACUCCCUGCACUCAGGAUCUUUGUUCACCUUUCAAUUUUCUUGGAAGCAGUAUUUUUCUUUCCAUGAAAGGCAAGCAAGACUAGACAAUAUUGCAAUUGGAGUCUGACCAUCCCCAGCUGAAACUGUAAUAGUGGAAUAGAUAGGGUUUGACAUUUCUGAAGGAUUGGGUCUGGAAUUUGACAUCUGGAGUAUCUGUUUAUUCUUUGCAUUUUCAAGGCUCAACCUUGCAGGCAAGAAAGCCCACUUAAUGAUUAUAUUAUGUAGGUGCUAGUAGCUUUUAACUUUCAAAGUAUUUGUGUGUCACUUAAAAUGAACAAAGUCAGCACGCAAUCUUACUGCAUUCCAUGAAGAAGUAAUCUACGAAAUGGCAUCUUCAGUAAGUGCUGAUUGUGGCAUUUAAACAAAAGAAAUUCACUGUACAGCAUCAUUAACGAAGACCAUGCUUUAUACAAUCUUAUUUCUGUGAACUGAGAGGAAACAGUUGGAUGUGUGCAUUUAAGCUGAUAACUUACUUGUUCUGAAACAGACUAAGUCUGUGUCUUACAGAAUAAAUUAGUCACCAGUGUAACUGAAUUCUGAUUAACUGAAAAGCAAUGAAUAGUAUUUUCUCCCUUUUACAGGAGAAAAAGUAAUGUUUGGGUAUGACGUAUACAAAAGCUUGCGUGCUACUUGAUGAACUAUUUAGUAUACAAGUUACAUGCUCCUCCCCCAGCAUUCUUGAUCCUGAAUUUCUUUAUGCACUACAUUAUGAAUUGCCACUACACACCAGUAGUUUUGCAAAGGAAAACACUUCAACUUUGGUCUGUCAGUUUACCUGCUAUUGAGUAUGGCCUUUGUUUUACAUUAUUGAGUAAGGCUGCCAAUAUUUUUGUUAGCAGCGUUCUUCAGUUGGCCAUUUUGUUUAAAGCUGAUCCAUUGUGGAAAGAGAAAUUGCUAGGAUGGAGAAUAGGAGGAUUGUUUGAUCUAACUGGGCAAUUUGCAAAUGAUCCACUUCCAAGUAAAUUAAUAUUAAGGCAUCAUUAUGAAAUAACUGACAAUUUCUUGAAUUAAACCUAAAUUAUUCAAUGUAGUGUUACAGUGAAGCUGCUUCAAAAACAUGACCUGCUUAAGUAAAAAACAAAAUUCUGUAAGUGUUCAGUAGGUCAGGCAGCAUCUUUUGAGAGAACAGCAUGAGUUACUGUUUCAAGUUGAGCUUUCAUGAGAACUGCUGAAUUUGUGUGUAGUUAAGAGAAUUUGAGGCUGUUACUUCAAUCCAGACAUUUUGAAGGAUGGGCAGAAUAGAAAUUAAAAACAUUAAAUCCUUUGUAAAGGCCAAGUUGCUUUAUUUUUGCCCAGUGCAAGUAAUCUAGCCAAAUCUACAACAAUGCUUUUGAAUACUCCCAUAGCUAAUGACAAUGAUUCAGUUGAGCUCAGACAUUUACUUUUAUUAAGUCUUUAAAACUAUUAAGCUAAGUUAUAUCAGUAAACUUUUUCCCCAGUUUUGUAGUUGAGAAUAUUCUUGAUUUCUUCUUGAUAAUUUGGGAAGGUGCUUCUGUGUUUUGGAGUAGGAAUUGAUUUCAGAAGCCUGGGUUUUCUGUACUGAGAAAUCAUGUACCCUUAUUGGACUGGAACACUGAAACUGAAAUACAAGUAGAAUUAUUAGUGAAAAGAGAACUGUUAGAAACAGAAGCAAUUAGAGACGGUAUUGUUAGUUGACAUUUAAUGUUAUUGUAAAUGAGCACAUCAAACAAGAAUGACGUGUUUAAAAGACGAUUGUAUUUUUUCAGCACAUGACUGUAUCAAGUUCAGUUUCACUUUUCACACCUCAAAUUUCCAAACUGCAUUGGAUGAGUAACUUUUAUCAAAUAAAGCAACAACAAUUUAAUUGUGCAGCACUGGAGGAAAUGAAAUAAGGACUGGUAGUCUAAGGGGAAAUUGUGUUCCAUAAAAUUCCCUUCACUGUGUUUUGUGUUAUGCAAUGCAGUGUCCUCAGCAUUUCAGCUUAAUUUUCUAGGCUUUAACUGUCCUAAUCUGACGAUCCUGCAGUAGCGUAAAACUGGCAUCUUGAGUAUAUGUGUAAUUUGUUUAUGUGAAGAGCAUCAAAGGUGAUCCUGCCAUUACUCAAAGACCUCUACAGACUUUUUCCUCAAGCUAGUGUUGCUGGAAUUGAUUAGUAACGGGAAUGUUGGCUGAUUCUGUCCUGAAUGAGAUCAUCCAAUUCAGCACAAAUUAAGCCAGAGGCCCUUGAUCUGUGUACCUACAAUGCAUUGCCAUAUGAAAUGCAAUAUUUCUUCACUUAGCUAUUGGACUGUACUGUGCUUUAAAACUGAGAGGUGAUUUUGUGUAUGAACUUAUUCUGUAAGUUCUGCAUAUAGACAUGAAGAAGUUGAUUUAAAAUGGGCUUGCUGAACUUUUUGAUUAACAGUGCAGAAUGGCUCAUUACACCUUUUACAUCGUUAUGUCUCUAAUGGCUCUCUGAAAGAGGUUUAGCUCAAUACUAUUCUGCUCAUACCCUAUUUUCAGAUACUUAUCUUUUUCAAAAAGCUUUUUUUCUGCUUCCAUGCCAGUUUCUGAUUGGUAAUCCAUAUUGGUUUUGUCACUGAUGUCACGAUUUAACCAUAUCUAUCUAACUAGAAAUUCUCAAGCCAAAUAAGAAGUAACUUGACAGUUAUAAGUUCAUAUUUAUGUCUUUUUAAUAUUUUAGAAUUUUGAAGAAUGUGUUACCUUUUUAAUACUAGAAGCAGUCUUAUGGAAAGUUAAGAUCAAAAUAAUUUAGGAAUUGUAUAAAGUUAAUCCUUUAUACAGUCUUUACUAUUUAUACUAUUACAGGUUGGUAUUAAUGCACUUUACCAUGUUUGGAAACAGGACACAGUGAUGUCACUGCAUUGACAAUUGUGCAUGUUAGAGUAAACUUUUGCCUUGGCUCCGAUAAAACUAUAGAUAUUGCCUUGUAAGAGUUUGAGGCCACUUAAUGUUGUUUCUGCACUCUCUACUAAUUUAUGCAGUUUCUUUUACAGCCCUUUUUCCCUUGAGAAUAUAGUGCUGACUCUCAGAUCAUUCUAGCCCUAUUUUUAUUUGCAGUCCAAUAAUAAUUGCUUUUAUUUAUUUCUGAGACUUUUUAAUGUUCCCCCCAUUUAGGUUUCCACCUACUAUCUGCUAACUGGCAUUCAGCCAUUUAUCUUCCUCUUUGUUCUCUACUAAUGCUGUAAGUAGACCAUGGUUUGGUGUGCUUCCAUGUUAUUUAAGCCCCUGCACCCCAGCCAGAAAGUUUUAGAGUUGCAAGCAUCACUUUGUGAAAUCAAUAAUGCACUAAUGUUGGUACAGAAGGGAAUUAGUAGUCUUUAUAAUCUGUUUUUUCUUUAUUCGACCCUUCCCUGUUGAAAUAAUAGUUUCAUUAUGAGACAUCAUUGUACAAUACUGGAAAGAGUAUCUUAGUUUUUGAAGGUGUUGGUGUAUAUUGGAAUGGUCUACGCUAAAAACGGAUAAUUUUGUAAAGCAAAUUAUUUUACAGUUGUAAAGACUAGUGCCACUGUAAUUCAGGCCACAGCUAGUAAGAUAAUAAUUUUCUGUUCCAAAAGAUGGACCAUGAUCCAUUUUCCUCAGCUUUAGAUCUCAGUAACCAUAAUUACCAAAGAUAUAUGACAAAAUACAAUAUUAUGGUUAUUUAAGAGAAUGUGAGAUAAUUAUACAGAAAUGCAAAUUGUAAAAUUCUGAGUGGUUUCUUGUAGUUUCUUCUAGUUUUAUCAUUUCAGUUUAUUAAAACAAUUUUAUUCUUUUAAAGGGCAAUAAGAAUUGUUUUGAAGUAUUCCACAUGGAGUAAAUAUUUAAAUAUAACAGUUAAGAUAUUAAUUGCAUUUAUAUCAAGGAUUCUGUCUUUAGCUGUAAUUUUCCAUUUGACGUUGACAAUUGUUUAAAUUGGAUAUAGCAAACCAAUUAAUUAGAUUAAACCUUUUUCAGUUUUUUGACAAACUUGAAGGAUUUAGGGCUGAGCAAGGUUUAGGAAUGUCAGAAAGCCAAGAAUUGUGCCCUGUGAGGAUUUGCCCGCCACUGAUUAUUAUGAAACAUAGCAUUCUAUUGUUUAAGGCAGUUGUGUGUCUAAUCCAUAAACAAAGUUUAUAUUGUAUAUGUGAUCAGCAAGUCUGACAAUUUGUAACACUGCAGUUAUGUUAAUUAUCCAUGAGACAAGAUUAAUAAGCUGUGCUUUUGGAAAGUAAUUUUUGCAGACCUUUAAACAUAGUACAUUUUAGUCCCAUUCUUGUUUCCUAUCAGUUAUUUAUUUAGUAUAAUGGAUUUAUUUCCACUGUAUAGACUGCUGUGUGUAAUAAAUAUCUGUAGUUAAUAGUGGCAGCAUAAAGCAGCUGAUUUAUUUAUAUGGGGGAGGGAGAAGAAAGGGAGGAUUUCAGGACUAGAAAAAUGAGGUGAUUGAAUCUUCACAUGCAAGCUUGACAGAAUCCAAGUUGUAGAAAGUCAAUUGUCCUUGUUAUAAAUCUAUAUGAAUUUAGUUAUGAUAAUCAUAAUUGGCCAUGGAAUUUACCUCAAAUUUAGGAGUCAUGACUUUCAGAUGACAAGUGGGUUGAUCUGUUCAGCAGAACAUUGAUGAUGGGAUUAUUACAUGAUUCACUCAGUGUGCAGACCAAACGUGCUGUUCUGCAAUAAUGGAGCUUUUUGUACCAAAAGAGGAGGGGAAAAAUUGUGUAAGGGCACCGAUUAUAUUGAUAUUAAGUUAUAGUAAAUGAUAUUAAGUCACAUAAGAAUUGACUUGGGAGCCAUUUCAGUAAGGUUAAAUUAGGAUGAGCUUCUGGAUAGUGCAUCGCAUUCAGCUGAUGCAGCAUAACACAAGUUCAAAUUUUUUUUAAUACUUUAUACAAAUAAUAUAUAUACACUGCAGCAACUAUAUAUUUUCCUAUUAGUGUGAUUGCAGCUCAGUUUAAGAAAAACAUUCAUUCUUGAGAGAUUAAUGGUCCUCAAACAUUUGUGUUUUGUUUUGAAGUUGCUUAAUAGUUAAGGGCAGAGGAUUUUCUUUGCAAAAGUGAUUUACAAAUGAAUUUGGGAUCAAAAGCCCAAUAGUCAAUGUUCAGAUUUUUGUUGGGUUGAAGCUAAAAUAAUCCACUGAUUUAACUAUAUUCUCACUUCCUGGCAACAGUAAAUGGCAUGAAAAGUUUAAGGAGAAAAGGGGUAAAAUCAUUCAAACGUUUAGCCAGCAAGAAGGAAAAUUGUGAUAUUAAGUGACUGGGAGACCCAGCUGUGCUUCAGAUAAAAUAAAAAUAGCAUUGUACCACUACCUUUGCAACAAACACUAUAGGUUUCAUUGCACACUGGUUAAGAGCAGUGAUCCAGAAGAUGAAUUUUUCAACUCUCUAUAGAGAUCAACAGGAAAUAAAACCAUAGAGAGCCUGAAUUCAAAAGAAUUAUAUGCAUUAACAUCUACGUAAUUGCCUGAUGGAGGUUUUAAUCUUGCUGUAUUGCUAUCGUACCUGAGGAUUGUUAUUCUGUAAACACUGACUGAGAAACUAUGCAUGUUAAUUUUCAAAACCCAGAUCAACAAUGUAACAUUUCUUUUUCUUGUGGGUGUCAAAAUAUAUAAUGUGGCACCAUAUACACAUAUUCUUUCCUUAGUUGCUUUUUGUACCUAACUCUCUGUAGUUUUGAAGCACUGAACAGAAGAAAAACAUUGUUAUUAUGAAUGUGACACGUUACCAAGGCAGAUUCUUUAUGCUUCUCUAUGCUUGUAUGUAAAAUUAUGGGAAAACUUUUCCUUUAGAAAAUUAACAAUUUGUGUUUCUAAUUUUGGAACUUGUUAAAGAAACUCCAAGCUCUAAAUCACUUAUAUUCAAUACACUGAGGUCUGCUGAAUAUUGUUCUUGCACUAUAUUAUUUCAGUUACAGACUAAUGCAACUUCAGUAUCUUAACUUUGCAUUUUGCUCGUGAUUAAACCAAAGUCAUUUUCUCUUGAUUUUGUUGAAAAUAAGUUAAACCUCAGGAAGUAGACCAAAGUAGUGUUGUUUAAAAAAAACAGAUAAAAGAUGGGGGAAACUGGUAAAUGGAGAAACUGUCCAUUUAAGAUCAUGUUAAGGAUUCCAUGAUACUAGUCAAAUAAAAGCACGGGGUUCUAUCAGCUUCUGUGAUCAUUCCUUUUGCACCUGGUAACAUAAAAGACUGGUCAUCUCAGUGCUGUUGGUGAAAUUCAGUUAUGAACAAAUGCUGCCUAACAGUUAGUGCAUUAUUGGUAAUUCAUUAUAUGCAAGGCACUGUGACAUUUGAAAUUUAUGGUGUUGUGGGAGGUGGGGGGGGGGGGGGGAAGCAUUUUUCUUAAUCUGAUUUUCUUUAUGCAAAAUCUAAACUUAUGGCCACCAGAAGUUAUACUUCCUUGUAGCCAGAAGCACAGAGCCUUAUGCCACCAGAUGAUGGAAGAAUAUGUCUGAAUAAUUAAUGGCUGACCUCAGAUAAGAUUAAACAUUUAGUUUGAAACCUGCUUUUACUUUUGAAAUGGAAUGUUAAAAUUAAGGCCAGGAGUGUUCUGUGUAUUAAAUAAGUUGUACUAAAGCCUGGACUUUCUUUAAAAAGAUUAUUUUGAGUAAAUAAGUUAUUUCCUUUUCUCCAAACUUUCCCAUGUUUCUCCAAAGGCCUCAGGGUAACCACAAAUACAUGAAUUAUGGAUAUAAGAUAAAGGAUUCACUUUAAAUAAUGAAAAAUGGUUCUGUGUUGCACAUUCAUUUUUUUCUUAUUACUAAUUUUCUUUUAGAUUUGAUGUGAUUUAAUAUGUAAAUUUGAUAAAUGAUCAGUUUGUAGAUUGUAUGCAGUAAACUGUAAAUUCUUUUUGUAAAGACUUAACUAUUAUUGGUGACUAUUUUUGCUUGUCUAAGCUGGUGCUAUACUUGUACUAAACUCAACACAAAUGUUGAA